This is a messenger RNA of Schistosoma spindalis, 2507 nucleotides long. The record is from the annotation of a GenBank genome assembly. Lineage: Eukaryota; Metazoa; Platyhelminthes; Trematoda; Strigeidida; Schistosomatidae.
UUGUAAUAUGACUAUUUUAUUAUUGACUAACAGAUUUUCGUUCGGAAAUUUCUGUCAAUAGUUUUUAACAAUAAUGCUGUGGGAUCCUUUAUGGUAUAAUAAUUUAAUCCUUGUUACAGUUAUUAAACCACCACUUAAUUUUGCCGUGCUUUUAUAUCUAGACUAACACAAUAUAUAAAGUCAUCAAUAAAUAUAGUCGUGGGUUUUAUUCAAAGAAUCAUAGAAUAUUUCCGUUUAAAAAUAUAUAUUGACUUGAAUAGCUAACUAAGCCAACCAGUCUAGAUGGUUCAUAAAACGUCGUUACUAUUAACUCAUAUGACUGUUGUUUACUGUUACGGUGAGACGUAAAUCUUGGGCAACUGGUUGCAGUGCAUCCGUAAGAAGACUAUUGAUGUGGUGUGUUAUUGGGUCUCGACCGGUAGUCACAUGCUAUCAAAAGUGAUUCUAAAAGCAAAUCGUCCUUUUCUUUCAUUGGAUCUCAAAUUUUUGAUCGCAUAAUAUUCCAGAUUUUUGUAGUCAUUGAAAUUUAAUAUCUUAAUAAUACCUAUUUUUUGCAUAGUUUAAUGUCGGGUCAGCUGUCGAAAUCAUGCACAAUCAUGCAGGAUCCUGUCUCAAAUCCAAAUACUGAAGAGGCCACUUAUGAUAAUGACAAAAAUUCCCAUGGAAGAUGUACUUCAUCAUUAUAUGAAGAUGAUGUGAAAGUUAUGGAAGUGAAGGAAAAAAACCUGGCCUCAUCAUAUCAAGAUUCUCAGUACACGCGAUCUUCUGAUGGUUCACAAUGUUCAGUUGGACGUAGUAAGGAUAGUCCUAUGGAAAAUAUUUCACCUUCCGAUAUCUCAUCAAAUAAUCAGGCAAAUGGAGUCCGUUGGCGUCAUUGUGUAAACAAUGGUCAAGAGAUGUACAUUAACGAUGCAACUAAUGAAAAAUGGGUUCCAGCAACUGAUCAAUAUGGAAAAACGUAUUAUUAUGAAUUAAACACUCGUCAUUCCGUAUGGGCACUUGAAGAUUUAGAAACAUCAGUUACAGACGCGCCACAUUCGUCCGACUCAUUGAAUAAUUACUUGGAUAUUAAUGAACCGAAUUCUUCUAAGGAAGCUCUCGACUGUUCAGUAUUUGAAGAUGAAAACAAUAGUUCUUAUGUUGAUCAAUAUCCAUCUGUAUCUAGAAUGUCAAGUAUCAGUAAAGUUAAUCGGAGAACAAUGAGUCAAUCUAAAGUGUCUCAUCGAAAUUCACAUAUACCUUCUGAAGUUUGUUCAGCGCAAGUUAUCAAUCGACCUUUCAGUUUAGUCAGUCUUGAUGAUCAAGAUCAAGGAGGUGGACGUUUUCAGAUAAAGAAUCUAAGCAAAGAACAUAUCAGUGGACCAAGUGAAAAUAAACUUACGCACUUUGAACGACGUGGUGCAGUUAUUCGUACAAUGUUAAUUGAAAAUGACAAACGUAUAUCAAAAAAAUGGAUACCAGGUGUAUUACAUCUUAGUGGUCCAUUACUUUUUUUAUAUAAAGAUAAUAAGCCUUCUUUACCUAAAUUACAUCAACCACUUGGUAAACCUGAUGUCCAAUUCAACAUUAGAGAGGUAAAAGUUAGCGAAGCAAACGGUGAACAAACAUCAAGAAAGAAUGUGCUCAAAAUUGAAUGUGAAACUGCUGGAAAGUUGAAUGUUUAUUUAGUACAAAUCCCAGCCAUCGAUUAUGAAUCGUGGAAAGCUGCAAUACGAUAUGCAAAGGAUAUUUUGAAUGAAGAUCAUGGAGUCACGUUAGGACGUUCAUUAACCAGAUAUGAUUCGGGACAACCUUCUGUGCUCGAUAAAAAAUUAUUGGCAAAAUUGCGUGAUUUUUUUAGAACAAGACCAACUGCUGCAUCCCUACGAUCUCGCGGUAUUUUAAAGAAUGAGUCUGUAUUUGCAUCGACAAUCAUGCAAAUAUGUGAGAAUGAAGAUUCUGAUGUACCUAAUUUUAUUGUUCGUGCAAUUCGUGCUAUUGAAGCUCGAGGACUUGAUCAUGUUGGGAUUUAUCGAUCAAGCGGAAAUGGUGCUACAAUCCAAAAACUUCGUUGCGCCGUUAAUCAAUAUAACUACAGUUUAAAUUCUGAAAAAUGGAGUUUAGAAGUAUUAACAGGGGCAUUGAAAUUAUUUUUUCGUGAACUUAAAGAACCACUUAUAACAUUCAAAAUAUAUCCAGAAGUUGAUCAACUAUUAGGUGAUAAUGAUACAGCGCCAGAUUUAAAAGUGAUUAGAAUGCGAGAAUUGAUCAACUCUAUGCCUGUCCCACAUAUCAACACAUCUCGAAUAUUUUUUCAUCAUUUGUACAGAGUAAUGCAAUUGUCCAGUAUCAACCAAAUGCAUUCUUACAAUUUGGCUAUUGUUUUCGGACCCAGUUUAAUUUGGCCAGAAGUAGAGUCUGUCGCAUAUAGAGCACUUAAGUCUGUACAGGUCCCAUGUAUAGAAUAUCUUCUUACACAUGUAGAGGAAAUAUUCGGACCAGUAACCCCACCGCCAGUUAUUUCAUAA